AUGGAACAUGAUAAAGGAGCAACAAAAGAAGAUGAAGCAUUAUUAUUAUUAUUAUUAUUAUUAUUAUUAUUAUUAUUAUUAUUAUUAUUAUUAUUAUUAUUAUUAUUAUUAUUAUUAUUAUUAUUAUUAUUAUUAUUAUUAUUAUUAUUAUUAUUAUUAUUAUUAUUAUUAUUAUUAUUAUUAUUAUUAUUAUUAUUAUUAUUAUUAUUAUUAUUAUUAUUAUUAUUAUUAUUAUUAUUAUUAUUAUUAUUAUUAUUAUUAUUAUUAUUAUUAUUAUUAUUAUUAUUAUUAUUAUUAUUAUUAUUAUUAUUAUUAUUAUUAUUAUUAUUAUUAUUAUUAUUAUUAUUAUUAUUAUUAUUAUUAUUAUUAUUAUUAUUAUUAUUAUUAUUAUUAUUAUUAUUAUUAUUAUUAUUAUUAUUAUUAUUAUUAUUAUUAUUAUUAUUAUUAUUAUUAUUAUUAUUAUUAUUAUUAUUAUUAUUAUUAUUAUUAUUAUUAUUAUUAUUAUUAUUAUUAUUAUUAUUAUUAUUAUUAUUAUUAUUAUUAUUAUUAUUAUUAUUAUUAUUAUUAUUAUUAUUAUUAUUAUUAUUAUUAUUAUUAUUAUUAUUAUUAUUAUUAUUAUUAUUAUUAUUAUUAUUAUUAUUAUUAUUAUUAUUAUUAUUAUUAUUAUUAUUAUUAUUAUUAUUAUUAUUAUUAUUAUUAUUAUUAUUAUUAUUAUUAUUAUUAUUAUUAUUAUUAUUAUUAUUAUUAUUAUUAUUAUUAUUAUUAUUAUUAUUAUUAUUAUUAUUAUUAUUAUUAUUAUUAUUAUUAUUAUUAUUAUUAUUAUUAUUAUUAUUAUUAUUAUUAUUAUUAUUAUUAUUAUUAUUAUUAUUAUUAUUAUUAUUAUUAUUAUUAUUAUUAUUAUUAUUAUUAUUAUUAUUAUUAUUAUUAUUAUUAUUAUUAUUAUUAUUAUUAUUAUUAUUAUUAUUAUUAUUAUUAUUAUUAUUAUUAUUAUUAUUAUUAUUAUUAUUAUUAUUAUUAUUAUUAUUGUUAUUAUUAUUAUUAUUAUUAUUAUUAUUAUUAUUAUUAUUAUUAUUAUUAUUAUUAUUAUUAUUGAAGGCAUUAAUCCAUAUGUAUUUAUAUUAUCCAUAG
Molecule: messenger RNA, 1128 nt
Organism: Necator americanus (New World hookworm)
Lineage: Eukaryota; Metazoa; Nematoda; Chromadorea; Rhabditida; Ancylostomatidae
Exons: 2
Coding region: 1-1128 (375 amino acids)
Source: RefSeq, a predicted model, not a curated record